Manihot esculenta (cassava) is the source of this 2916-nucleotide messenger RNA. RefSeq names its product zinc finger CCCH domain-containing protein 30. The transcript is spliced from 2 exons. Gene Ontology annotation, molecular function: protein binding; metal ion binding. The record is from RefSeq and is a predicted model, not a curated record. Bases 231 to 2420 code for a protein of 729 amino acids. Lineage: Eukaryota; Viridiplantae; Streptophyta; Magnoliopsida; Malpighiales; Euphorbiaceae.
CUCUCUCUCUCUCUCUCUCUCAUGAAGUAGAUACUCUCUCUUGCUCUUUUUCCCACAAAUUUUCUCGGGAAAAUUUUCAGGCUUUUAACUUGGUGAAGAGGGUUUAAGUGACUAGUACUACAUAGAUCUAUGAAAAUCGUAAUCCCUUUUUCUUAGCUGGAACUAAGUUAAGCGGUUGAUUCUAAUGUGGUUAGUUUUCGAUUUCAGUUGUACAUUUAGCAAAUGAAAGUAUGUGCUGUGGAUGGGAGCGGUUGAAGUCCACACCGUCUCCGACACCGCCUCUGAUUUCUUUUGAAGAAAGUAGACCAACCAACAUAGACAUGAAUCAUUUAACUGUUGAGACUGAAGAUGCUUUUGCAAGCUUGCUUGAGCUUGCAGCUAAUAAUGAUUCUGAGGGUUUUAAGAGAUCAAUUGAAUGUGACCCUUUGAGUGUUGAUGAGACUGGACUAUGGUAUAGUCGUCAGAAAGGCUUCAAGCAGAUGGUUAACCAAUAUAGAACCCCAUUGAUGGUUGCUGCAACUUAUGGUAGUGUUGAUGUUAUGAGGUUGAUUUUGUCUCUAUCAGAUGCUGAUGUCAAUCGAUCCUGUGGUUCAGAUAAGAGUACUGCCCUUCAUUGUGCUGCCUCAGGUGGGGCACCGAAUGCUCUUGAUGCAGUGAAAUUGCUUUUAGCUGCAGGUGCUGAUCCUAAUUUGGUGGACGCCAAUGGUCAUCGACCAGUUGAUGUUAUUGUUGUUCCGCCAAAGCUCCAAGGUGUGAAAUUGACUCUUAAAGAACUUCUUGCCACUGAUGGUUCUGUCAUUGAGCACAAUCUGAGGGUUUCCACAGAUAACUCAAACUCAAAUUCUCCACCUCUUUCACCUUCAAUGGAUAAUGGUUCUCCACUGUCUGCAUCAGAUUCGCCGGUGAGGUCGAAGCUAAAUGACACGCCAGUUUUCUCUACAUCAGAGAAAAAGGAAUACCCUGUUGAUCCAUCUCUGCCAGACAUCAAGAACAGCAUCUAUUCAACUGAUGAAUUCCGAAUGUAUUCAUUCAAGGUGCGGCCCUGUUCCCGUGCCUACUCCCAUGAUUGGACAGAAUGUCCAUUUGUUCAUCCAGGGGAAAAUGCUCGAAGAAGGGAUCCUAGGAAGUUCCAUUAUAGUUGUGUUCCAUGUCCUGAUUUUCGGAAAGGGGCUUGUAGACGAGGAGAUAUGUGUGAAUAUGCUCAUGGAGUUUUUGAGUGCUGGCUUCAUCCAGCUCAAUAUCGAACACGGCUUUGCAAAGAUGGUACAAGUUGUGCUAGGAGAGUUUGCUUCUUCGCCCAUACUGUGGAGGAGCUCCGUCCAUUAUAUGUAUCCACUGGUUCUGCUGUUCCUUCUCCUCGCUCGAGCACUCCUGGUGCCACUGCAAUGGAUUUUGCUGCAGCCAUGAACCUCUUGCCAGGUUCUCCUUCUUCGGUAUCUGUUAUGUCUCCAUCUCCAUUCACUCCACCCAUGUCUCCAUCUACCAAUGGCAUGUCACAUUCUUCUGCGGCUUGGCCCCAACCAAAUGUCCCUGCCUUGCAUCUCCCUGGAAGCAAUCUUCAGUCCAGUCGCUUGAGAUCUGCCCUUAAUGCAAGAGACCUUCCAGCUGAGGACUACAGCUUGCUGCCAGAUUUUGAUGUGCAGCAGCAGCAGCUCCUAAAUGAGUUAUCCAGUCUCAAUCAACCAUCCUUGAGUAAUAACUCCUUGAACCGGUCUGGUCGUUUGAAGAUCCUAACCCCUUCAAACCUUGAUGAUCUAUUUUCUGCAGAGAGCUCUUCUCCUCGAUAUGCUGAUCAGGCAUUGGCUGCAGCUGUUUUCUCCCCAACUCAUAAGUCUGCUGUUCUCAAUCAAUUCCAGCAGCAGCAAAGUAUGUUAUCACCGAUCAACACAAAUUUUUCACCUAAAAAUGUUGAUCACCCUCUGUUGCAGGCCUCUUUUGCAUCAGGCAGGAUGUCACCACGGAAUGUGGAACCUAUUUCCCCUAUGAGUUCUCGAGUGUCUAUGUUGGCUCAACGUGAGAAACAGCAACAGCAACUACGUAGCCUCAGUUCUCGGGAUCUAGGCUCCAACUCUGCUGCCAUUGCUGGAUCCUCAGUAAAUUCUUGGUCAAAAUGGGGUUCUUCAAAUGGCAAACCAGACUGGGCUGUUGCUGCUGAUGAGUUGGGUAAGCUUCGCAGAUCAAAUUCAUUUGAGCUUGGCAAUGGAGAGGAGCCUGAUCUAUCAUGGGUACAAUCACUCAUUAAAGAAUCUCCAACGGAGAUGAAAGAAAAGUUGGCCAUGCCCGUCUCCUCUAGUGUUGCAGCUACUGCUUCUUCAAGCGAGGGACCAAGUAUGAACCCCCAAAUUGAAUCAGUUGACCAUGCAGUGGGGGCAUGGAUUGAGCAAUUGCAGAUUGAUCAGCUUGUAGCUCAGCAGAAUUGAAAUCAAUCCUACCGAGUCCCGAGAUAGUGAAAACAGGCAAGGUUUUGUUAGAUAAUUUCAUGUUCUUUUGGGGUUUUGUUGUUAGUGGUGUUGAAGGUAACAUUAACAACACGGUAAAGGGAAGUGAGAAAGUUCACUUUGGAAAGGGAAAUAUUCAUUCACCAUUUUGUUAUUACAGCAGAAGUUAGGGAAAAAAAGGGCGAGAUAACCGUCUGGGUUAGAAACAAAAGAAAUGAAGCCCAGGCCAAGUGUAUUUUUUUCCUCCAAAAUAUUAGAUUUCUUUUAUUGUCAAUUUUUUUAACCUUUUUAGGAUGAGCAACAUCUUAAAGUUACAAUGUAACUGAAUUUCUAUGUGUCACCUCUUAUAGUCAUAAUGACCUUAAAAUUCAAUAGAGAGCUAUGAGUCUUAUGUAAGAUGGAUCUUUCUUGAAAGCAACAUGGUUCUUAUGUAACUAGUUCAUCAUUGCUAUUAUUCUAUUACUUUCUAUUUCAUGUA